Messenger RNA from Phycomyces blakesleeanus NRRL 1555(-), 570 nucleotides. RefSeq lists its product as hypothetical. The annotation marks the transcript as partial. The record is from RefSeq and is a predicted model, not a curated record. Gene Ontology annotation, molecular function: ATP hydrolysis activity; ATP binding. The transcript has 3 exons. NCBI's taxonomy places the organism in Eukaryota, Fungi, Mucoromycota, Mucoromycetes, Mucorales, Phycomycetaceae.
CGCAAAUGGUAUAAGACCAGAGGUAUUCCAUACCGUCGUGGUUACCUUUUGUAUGGCCCUCCUGGUACCGGAAAGACCUCUCUUAUCCAAGCGCUUGCUAGCAAAUUGAGUAUGAAUGUGGCUGUGGUCAGUUUACUGGAAGUACAUGGUGAUAGCGAGUUCACCGAUAUGCUGGCUGACGCACCGUCAAACUCGUUACUGGUUAUUGAAGAUCUCGACCAUUAUAUCAGCAGCGCAGAAACUGGUCGAGUGACUAUGUCUGGUAUGCUCAAUGCACUUGAUGGCAUCCAAGGUCAAGAAGGAGCGAUGAUCUUUAUGACGUGCAAUGACUUUAAUAAGAUCCAGCCCGCAUUACUGCGACCAGGUCGAAUGGAUGUCAAAUUGAAGCUUGAUUAUGCAGUGCGUGAACAGAUUGUGGAUAUGUUCUGGCGCUUCUUUGGCCAUGAUUACGAUACAUUUGAUAUGAUUGUUGGCAAAAGAAGAGACUAUUUGGCCGGAAUCUGUAACACGUUCGCCGAUUGUGUUCCAGUUGAUGAAGUUACAACUGCUGAGCUCCAGAGUUACUUUAUC